AUGAACUCCUUGAGCUACCGAAAAUGGGAGGAAGACAAAGAUAAUCUUGUUUUGGACAAGUCCCAGCAAGCUUUGAGCUCACAAGGCACAGGCUCAUGGAGAAAAUUGUUUCCCAGAGACCCACCCUCAAAAUCUGCCUUCCUGAUGUUAUCUGUGCCUCUACUGCUGUUGAUUCUCCUUAUUGUGGCACUGGUCAUGGGCUCAAAGACCUCCCAGGAGCUGAAUGAGCUAAAACAGGAAAUGAGAACCAAUGCUUCUUCUCAGACAAAGGAUGUCAAACAGCUAAGAGAGGACAUAGUUGCUGCCAAGAGAAAUGGCUCUGCUUUAUGGGCUAGCUUGGGGGGCUCAGAGAAGAAACUGAGUGAGACCCAUGCCCGACUGCUCGACCUAGAAAGCAAACACACCGAACUCAGCACCCAAAUGACUCAGGCCCUGGCAGACGCUGGGAAGGACCGACAAGACAUUCGCAGUGAGAUGUUCCGGGCUGUGGCUGCUGUGAAAACUGGGAACAGCUCCUGCUCCCCUUGCCCUGAUUCCUGGUUGCCCUUUGAGGGUUCUUGCUACUUCUUUUCCACCACCAAAGCCCACUGGGAUCAGUCACAGCAAAACUGUGCCAAGGAGCAGGCGUACCUGGUUAUUGUGAACAACCUUGAGGAACAGACCUUUCUGACCCAGAACACCAAAGGCUUGGGUUACUGGAUUGGACUCACAGCGACUCGUUCCAGAGGCAGGGUUAACGGAUAUAUGUGGAUUGACGGCACCAAACUCACUUUCAGCUACUGGAAUGAAGGGGAGCCCAAUAACUCAAGAAACAUCGAGAACUGCAUCAUGAUACUUUACUCAGGUCGCUGGAAUGAUGCACCCUGUAAAAAUCUCAAUGACCACUGGAUCUGCGAGAAGAGGCAGCAGUGUUGAGCUGAGACCUACUGCCCAGGCCUGGUUUGGCCCACAGAAGGGACAAUAAAAAUGUUUCUCUUUUUUAUCUCAAAGUGGAUUGUCUAAGGACCCCUGUCUUCUCUUCAAAUGAGGGACUCUCUAAGGGAAGGGGUUGUUUUCCAUCUCAAAUUGCCAUGCUGAAUUGUCAGGAA
This is a messenger RNA of Gracilinanus agilis (Agile Gracile Mouse Opossum), 1088 nucleotides long. It is a transcript of the gene CLEC4G, whose product is annotated as C-type lectin domain family 4 member G. The transcript has 9 exons. Bases 1 to 915 code for a protein of 304 amino acids. Lineage: Eukaryota; Metazoa; Chordata; Mammalia; Didelphimorphia; Didelphidae. The record is from RefSeq and is a predicted model, not a curated record.